Bursaphelenchus xylophilus (pine wood nematode) is the source of this 1122-nucleotide messenger RNA. Lineage: Eukaryota; Metazoa; Nematoda; Chromadorea; Rhabditida; Aphelenchoididae. The record is from the annotation of a GenBank genome assembly.
AUGACGGCUAAAUUUUUUAUAAUUUUUGGUGUAGUGGCAACUUUUUAUGGUAAGUGUGGCUGUGGGUUCGCAGGAUUUGGUUUAAAGAACGAACAGUUGAUAUAACAACCGUUGGCCUGUUGUUUUUGGUUAAAAAAGGCGUCUUUUACAAAAAAUUAAGGAGUAAUUAAGAUAUAAUACUUGCAUAUUUUAUAAUACGGAGAUGCGCUGAAAAGAUUUUUUUUAAACCCUUGCGACUUUUUGCAAAGACUGCGUCCUCUAACUAACGAUGAGUAUAAAAAGAUGACAAUUCUGCUUCCGUAACAACCAAUAUCGGAUUUCAUUUUCAGUUGUAAUAUCCGCUCCAAUUGACACAGAGGACGACCGAGAACCAUCUACUGGGUCAGAAGUUGCCAAGCGGGAGGCCGGCGGGACUACCGCUGCCCCAGAACCUGUAGCCAAGAGGUCGCCACAAAAUCCACUUGAUGACACGAUUAAAGUUGAUGACGAAACAGCAGGGAGGGCUAAACGUCAAGCUGAAUCGUUGCAAGUCACAACUGAAACGGUUUUUAAGCGAGACACCGAGGGGUCCUCUAAGGUUGUUGAGGAACGAGGAGUUGAUGAGGAGGUUGAAGAAAAGGAUGUGGAUAAAAGGUCAGUCGAGGACUCAAGCCCUGAAACUGUUGUGAAGCGCGGAGGAGAAGGCAGCCGGGCUGACACUGGAGAGGACAAAGGUGUCAGAAGAAAGCGAGAAGACAACGCAUCCAAUGAAGAAGAGGAUGAAGAAGGAGUUGAAGCUGACGAAGGUGACGAAGAUGAAGGAGGAGUGUUUGGAAUGGGAUUUGGAAGAAAGAAGAGAGAUAAUGAAGGUAAGCGGUUGUUAGAGAACCUACAGUAAAGCGUUCAAUAUAGGGACUUAGCUGAUUUUUUAUUUCAGCCCAAAAUCCCAACAUUCUGAUUAAGCGAGAAGCUCAGCAAAAACCGGAUGAAACACAGACGGAGGAUAAAAACCCCAGAGAAAGUCAGCCAUCUGGAGAGGCUCAAGAGACCAACCAAGCAGCAACUUACAACUCAGGGCUUUCCGAUUCAAACGGUGAAGCCGUUAGUCCGAUCCAAGCUGUUACCAGCCACGGAGUUUUGUAA